Molecule: messenger RNA, 627 nt
Organism: Aspergillus calidoustus
Lineage: Eukaryota; Fungi; Ascomycota; Eurotiomycetes; Eurotiales; Aspergillaceae
Source: the annotation of a GenBank genome assembly
AUGGCCUCAGAAAGAAAGCCCGUUCUCCACUACCUCGACAUCGGCUCCCUAGGCCGCGGUGAAGUCAUCCGCCUCUUCCUCCACGACGCAGGAAUCGACUUUGAGGACAAACGGUACCCGUUCAACGAUACCUGGAAGGCCACCAGCAAAGAGCUCCAGGAAAAGGGAAUCAGCAAGACCGGAAGGGUCCCGGUGCUCGAGUACAAGGGCGUUUUGCUCGCUCAGCAUAUCCCCAUUCUCCGCUACCUCGCGCGCGACCUUGCCGCCUACGACGGCACCACAUCUCUAGAAAAGCAUACCGUCGACGCCGUUGCGGAUUUGUACAUUGACUGGAGAGCUGAAUGGGCCGCAAACCUAUCGCAAGCCUCGGAAGGAUAUAGGACCAAAUUCCUGCCGGACUACUAUGCCGUUCUUGCCGGGUACUACGGGCAGAGCGGCGGGCCGUUUCUCCUCGGUGACAGGGUCACGUAUGCGGAUUUCGCGGUGUAUCAGGCUGUUGAUAAUGAUGAGGGGAUUGGGGCUCUUCCGGAGGUUCUUCCGGAGGAGAUUGUGAAUUUCAGGAAGGCGUUCGAGGAGAGGCCGUUGGUUGCUGAGUACUUGAAGAACGGGAGGAAGAGCUCGGCUUAG